Cucurbita pepo subsp. pepo (vegetable marrow) is the source of this 1206-nucleotide messenger RNA. RefSeq lists its product as uncharacterized. Lineage: Eukaryota; Viridiplantae; Streptophyta; Magnoliopsida; Cucurbitales; Cucurbitaceae. Gene Ontology annotation, biological process: protein modification by small protein removal. Gene Ontology annotation, molecular function: peptidase activity. The record is from RefSeq and is a predicted model, not a curated record.
UUUUCCAAUAAUAAAUGCGUUUCCAAGUUCUACCGAACAAAUCGUUCUUACGUUUUGCAUUUUCUAGCCAAGACAUCGCCUCUCUUCCGCGAUCUUGCUUCUCAGGUUAUCCGUCUCUGAUUCUUGCUGAUUUUGCUUCCUUGAGCAAUUGAAGAUAAUAAGAAUAACUGUUGCUUAAACGCUGGAGUUAUGGCUGAGGAGGGUCAGAAAGUCACUUUGAAUGUUUAUGACUUGAGCCAAGGUCUAGCGCGGCAGCUGUCCACUGCCUUCCUUGGGAGACCCAUCGAGGCCAUAUGGCACACAGGAGUUGUUGUGUAUGGCAAUGAAUAUUAUUUUGGUGGAGGUAUUCAACAUGAUCCUGCUGGAAGAACCCCGUAUGGAAAACCGAUUCGGACGAUAGAUUUAGGAAUGACCCACGUUCCGAAGGACAUUUUUGAGACGUACUUGCAGGAAAUUAGUCCUCGGUACACAGCCGAAACCUAUAGUCUACUCUCACACAACUGCAACAACUUCAGUAAUGAAGUUGCACAAUUUUUAGUUGGUGCUACCAUUCCUGAUUACAUUCUUGACCUCCCCAACAUAGUUAUGAGCAGUCCCAUGGGCGCCCUCAUAUUGCCUAUGAUUCAGAACCUGGAAAAUACAUUGAAGGCAGGUGCAGUUCCGAUGGCCCCGCAGUUCAAUCCUACUUCAGUAGGUCGGUCAGUUCCAACAGCCAACGUCCCUAGAUCAUCACCAUCGGGGUCGGGGUCAAAUAACACUAGAUCAUCAUCUGAUGCCAAGCCACUUGAGAAGACAAUGGGUGCAGGGCCACAGAAAUCAAAAGCAAAUGGAACUGCUGACUCACUUGGGGAUGCUCGUAGCAAGGUGCAGGAAGAAAUUGGCCGAGAAUUUGCAGCGAUCAUGGCAACGGGGACUCUGCGUGCGAGCGAAGCGGCAGCAUUGGCAACAAAAAGAGUGAUGCAGAAGUAUGGACAUGCUGCGGCCUUGUCACAGGGCUAGCUAGCUAAGCUAGUGCACAUUUUCAUUCAUUUUCAAUUGAAACGUUUACGGAUAAGAGGUGUAUUACUUUUGUGUGGGUUUUAAGAUGACCCAACAGCAUUCAAAACCAUACGAGAAUCCAUAUCAUUCUGUUACUGGCAGUUGUAAAACAAACUUUCUUAGUCUGAUACCAGUUGAUGGAGACAAAGAUUUAGAUCAUUUCGAUAA